This is a messenger RNA of Caenorhabditis sp. 36 PRJEB53466, 4159 nucleotides long. NCBI's taxonomy places the organism in Eukaryota, Metazoa, Nematoda, Chromadorea, Rhabditida, Rhabditidae. The record is from the annotation of a GenBank genome assembly.
AUGGCGAAUCCGUGGGAAGUGUCCGAGGCGGAGUAUCAGAAGAAUGCGGCCAUGUUCGGCCAAUUGACGGCCGGACAGCCAUACAUGGACGCCGUCACCGCCAGAAAUGCACUCAUGAGGAGCAAUUUGCCUACCCAGCUUCUUUCCCAGGUGAACAUUUGCAAAAAAAGCGAAAAUUAUUAGUACUCCAGAGUUUGCAAGAGGCGCAAGCGCGCUCCUCCACAAAAAGUGACAUUUUAGAGCUAAAUUCAAAUCUUUACUUCAAGUCCCGUUUGCGGAAAUUAUAGGAACAUUUUCAAUUAAAAAAACCCAUCACAAGUAGAAAUAUUUUUGCAGAUCUGGGCCUUGUCCGACCUGGACAAAGACGGUCGGCUCGACAUUCGCGAGUAUUCGAUCGCGAUGCGUCUGGCGUUAAACUGCCUCGCUGGAAUGCCGCUGCCUCCCCAAUUACCGCCCUCGCUACUCGUCGUGCCCGCCAGAAGCACUCCGAUCCAUCAGCCGAUGAUGCAGCAGCCGCCGUGGCCCGGCAGUCGGCACGGAAGUGUCGACUUCUCGGGCACCCCCGAACGUCGCAUGUCCCAAUCGCAGGCGUUUCCGACAUACCCGACCGCUCCGGCCGGCUCAAUUGCCAUCUCACAAACUCCGCCACGUCACAACUCGAUCUCGGCGGCGGCUGCCGGCAGUCCGUCUUCCACAGAUCGAGUGGUUUUCGACGGACGUCAAUUGGAGAAUUGGGCGAUUCCGCAUCACCACAAACUCAAAUACUCGCAACUGUUCAACGCGCUCGACAAGGAUCGCGUCGGCUCGCUGAGCAGUCAGAUCGGACGCAGCGCCCUCGGAUUGUCGGGAUUGGCGACGAGCGUGCUGGCGCACAUCUGGUUCCUUUCGGAUGUGAACAAGGACGGAAAGUUGUCGGUGGAGGAGUACGCGAUCUCGCAGUACAUGAUCGAGAUGUUCAAGGCUGGCUACGCGCUGCCGAAAGUCACGCCGCCGGAGCUCGUGCGAAUGUGCGGCAUCAACUCGCGCUCGGCCAAUAACACUCCGGAACUCGAGCCGGGAGCGGAGCCGCCGCAAAAGACGCCGGCGCCGAAGACGUUCGAGGACAAACGACAGGAUAAUUUUGCGAAGGGACAAGCGGAAUUGGAGAGAAGACGUCAGAUUCUCGAGGAAGAGGAGCAACGACGGAGGGCAGAACUAGAGAAAAAGGAGCGGGAGGAGGAGGCGAAACGGGAGCGGGAACGGCAAGAAAAAGAGCGACAGGCGGAAGCGGAACGGCAAGCGGAGCUCGAAAGGCAGCGGAGGAUCGAGGCGCAGCGGGAGGAGGAGGAGCGGAAACGGCGCGCAGAAAUGGAGAAGCGGAAGGAGGAGGAGGAGCGGAUACGGAAGGCGCAGAUGGAGAAGGCCCGCGUGAAGCAGAUGCAGAACCAGAAGCAGCAGGAGAACGAGCGACUCGCGCAGAGACAGCAGAGGGAGAAGACGCUGCAGUUCCAGCUGCAGGCACUCGACGAGAAGGCGACCGACAUCGAGAUGGACAUAGGAAAAGCAAAGGAUUCGGUGGCCGAAGUGACCGAAUCCAUUGAGGCGAUGCGCUCGUCGAGGGACGAGAAGGUGACGAGGAUCAAACAGUUGCAGGAGACCAACCAGAAGGUUCGUGGGGGAAUCAACAUCUACACUAGGCUGGUCGACCAGCCUAAUCUACACCUCUCCUAGUAGACCCUUGCACAUUUUGUACAUUCACCUCUACCCUCUUUUCGAUGUCCCCAAUGACGUUGUGGUUAACGCUAUCGUCUUUCGACCAUAAGGUCGUCAGUUCAAUCCCCAUGGUGCAAUGAAGAGAACGUGCCACUGGACGGUCCGAUCGGACGGACUUGGAAAUGGAGAAAUAUCGGCACAGGGGCCAUCUGAAGCACUCUUUUUUGCUUUGCUUUUGUCAUUUCUAAUCCUGUUCCGAAGUUUCAGACGGCCAUCGAAUCGCAGGAGCUCGGGCACCAACUGCUACAGAAGCAGAGUGCGCACAAAGAGACGACGCAGCGCAAGAACGAUCUGGAGGCGUUCCGACGGCGGCGUGACGUCAUGCGGCAGGCAAUAGAAGACGCUUCCGCGGAACUGCUCGCGGAGAGGGACAAGACGAUCAAGCAGGUGGAGACGUUGGCGGCGAAGAAAGAGAAGUACCAGGAGGAGGUGUACCAGAAACUCGUGGGUCGCCGCGAGGAGUACCGAAAAGUGUUUGAGCUUUUGGUUCAUGCUCAAACGCACGCGAAGAGCAAGAUCGGAGAGUUCGAGGCGGCGCACCACGUACAACAAGCCCCGACUCCAGCUCAAAACGGAUUCCCCACAAACUUCAACGACGCGUUCGCCCAAUUUGACAACAAUCAGGCUAGCCAGCAAUUCGACUCGGAUUUUGGAAGCUUUGGAGCCGAAACAGAAAAAGAUCCGUUCGGCGCACAGAGGACUGCUCCGCAAGCCCCGGGAGCUCGCAAGGCCGUCGACCAAUCCUCGUUCAACACGCACGAAACUUACAAGUGCCGCGCGUUGUUCGCGUUCGAGGCGCGCUCCGAAGACGAGCUCUCGUUCGAGCCCGGCGACGUCAUCAUCGUGUUCCAGUCGCAUGCCGCCGAGCCGGGAUGGCGGGCCGGGCAGCUCCGCGAGAAGGUCGGCUGGUUCCCCGAAGCGUUUGUGGAAGCGAUUGCGGCAGUUCCGCAGCACGCGGCCACCGAACCGCCCAUCCAGAACAUGCCGCCGAACAUCACGCCGAGCUCGUCGCUCGACCAGAUCGGAGCUCGCGCGGCACGGAAAGCGGAGAUCGCGAAGGCGAUGGGAGCGACGGAUCCGCAAGUGGUCGUUCCGGCGCCGCCUCCGGCCACGGUCAUGUCGCAGUGCGUCGCGCAGUUCCAGUGGCGCGCGCGCAACGAAGAGGACCUCUCUUUCGCGAAAGGCGACCUCAUCGAGGUGCUCGAGAAGCAGGAAAUGAAGUGGAAGGGACGGAACCCGGCCGGCGAGACCGGAUGGUUCCCAAAGAGUUAUGUGAAGGAGGUCGGAGGACAGACCACUCCGAUCACGUCGCCAUCGAAACCGCCGCAGAACGGGGUCGUCGGAGCAGUCGGAGCACAGUACGACGUGGUGCCGGCCGAUUUGACGCUUGCCGCCGGACAAGGUGAGCAUUUCUAACGCAAAUCGAAAAUGUUUUUGUUUUUGCAGACGACGACUCGCUCUACACGGUCAUCUACGACUUUGACGCCACCGAAUCGACCGAUUUGGCACUCAAGACGGGCGACACGAUUGUGGUGCUCGAGAAGUGAGUCCCGCCUGCUCUUGACACCCCUUUUUGAUUGAAUUUCACCUCAUUUUCCAAAUUUUUCUGCUUGAAAACAUGCCAAAACGAAAAAUUCCCAGGUUUCAAUCGAGUUUUCUCCCCCGCCUCUUUAUGUCCUAAAAUAUUCAGAAACGACGACUGGUGGAAGGGUCGUUGCAACGGAAAGGAGGGCAUUUUCCCGGCCAACUACGUGCAGAAGGCCGCGGCGCCGGCGCAACAGGUCACGCCCACUUCUGCACAAAUCGCGUCGCCGCCGCAAGUCAUUUGCGAAGCACAAGUUAUUGUCGAUUUCACCGCUUCGGCGCCCAAUCAACUGGGUAUCAAGCUCGGCGAAACGGUGAAAGUGCGCGAGAAAUCGGCGGCCGGCUGGUGGGAGGGCGAGCUGAUCAGGGACGGAAAACCGAUUGCCGGCUGGUUCCCGGGCGACUAUGUCAAGGUGUUAGAGGUGAGAUUUGCAACAUUUUCGUAAUUUUUGAAUGAAAAAUGCUCUUUUUCGACGGCGAGCUUUCCGUUAUUGAUGAACAAUGCAAUACUGCUCAAUUCCGAACGAAAUGAGAAAUGAAAAUAUAGAAAAUUCAACUUUCGCGCUAUAAUAUUGCACUGUUUUUCAUAAAUUCAAUGUGUAAUUUGCAGAAUUCCGUCGGAUCCCCAUCGAAAUCGGCGGCCCAUCCGAAAGCGAACGCCCUCUACGACUACGAUGCUUCGCAGGCGGACGAACUUUCCUUCAAAUCCGGUGACGUCAUCGUUGUCACGGACAAAUCGGAAGCCGAGUGGUGGAGUGGCCACAAGGCGACGGACCCCUCGAAAUCCGGACUUUUUCCCUCGAACUAUGUGGAAUUGCAGUGA